UGCUAGGCUAACAAGACUGCUUCAAAGUCAAAACACAAAACGAGUCUGGUUUCACUUUUUGAAACGGAUUCUGGAAAGGCAAAACUUUUAACGCGGUUGCGAAAAAAAGUCGUUUAUUGAGAGAACUCUGUGAAAAUGGCCCAGUCUUCGAUAAUUGCCGGAGUCAUCGUGGAAGACAUAGCAAGACAUCUAAACUGUCGACUUUGCAGGAGAUUAAUUCGAACACCGAAACUUUUGCCUUGCCUACACUCGUUUUGCCAAGUUUGUAUCCGAGGCUUUGCAGAGAAACUCGCUCCGGGCGAAUUUCUGGCUUGUCCGCUGUGCGAAACGGAUGCUAAAGUUUCAAAGGAAGAAUUGGAAGAUCUACCGACAAAUUUCUUUCUCGAUAAUAUGUUGGAUAUUGCUUUGAUAAACUCGAGCGACAGAGAACCGGUUCCUUGCUCAAAUUGCGACUCGCUGAACUCUCCGGCAACCUCUCGAUGCGUGGACUGCGGCGAGUUUCUUUGCCUGAAUUGCUACAACGUUCACAAAAGGAUUCGCCAGACGAAAGAACACAGGAUUUUGACAAUUUCCGAACUUCUUGCCAGUAAAACUGGCGAGGAUUUACACCGUCCUGCUUUCUGUAGGAUACAUCACAGCGAGCCCUUGAAAUAUUAUUGUGAGACCUGCAAUGAAGCUGUGUGCCGAGAUUGCGUGUUGAUUGAACAUCGACAACACAAGUACGACUACAUUAAAGACUCCAAAAAGAUACAAAAACAAAAGGCUGUCAUGGAGAAUUUGUUUGAAGAGUGCUCGGGGAACAUUCCGUUUUUGGAAAAGUCUAUUAAGGAAAUCCAAAGUAUUUCUGACACGUUGCGAGGAAGGCUUGCGGCAGUUAAAGCUGAAAUUCGGGAGGCCACUUUACAUCAGAUCAAAGUUCUAAAGGAAAAAGAGAGACAAUUACUGAUGGAGGCCGACAAAAUUUACAACGCAAAGUCGCCUAUUUUAAAACGCCAAAAAGACCAGCUCCAAGAUGAAUUCACGAAAUUUAAGACAGGAUGUGAUUUUUCAGAGCAGGUUUUAAAAUAUGCGAACGAAGUGGAACUGCUGUCGUUAAAAACUCCCAUAACAGAAAGGUUGACGGAACUGAAUAAUACAAAACUUGAUUGUAAACCACACGAAAACUCCGAGCUCAAAUACGAAGUAAACAGUAAGGAAGCAGAGCCUGUGGUCGCUCACUCUUUGGGAACUCUUAAAACCAGCGGGCCGCAUUUAGUACUGGAAGACAUGGAGGUGGCGCCAACAAUGAAUGGAAGAACGAACGGGUACAGCGAAGAUACCGUUACAAGGGAGGUACCCCUCUCUGUGGAGUUAAGAGACCCCAAUGGGGUUCUAUUACCACCCGAGACAAUUCAUCAAGCUGAUGGUCAGUCUUUCUCUGCAUAUCAUCCUUUCUUUAAUGGAAAUUUCUCGUUUUCUGUGUUUAUUCGCGGACAAGUCGUGGAAGGCUUUCCGCUGGACAUAAAUAUUGGUGAUAUAAGGCCUCGUGUUCGAAGCGCCAAGAGAGCAAUCGCAGGGAGUGGGUCUAAGUUUGGAAAGUUAGGAGAUCCCCAGGGGGUGGCAGUGAGUGAAGAUGGCAAUGUUAUCGUCAGUGACUCGCGGAAUCAUCGUCUGCAGGUUUUUGACAUGGAUGGAAACUUCCAGUUCCUCUUCGGCGCACCCGGAAGUCGAGAAGGUCAUUUCCAGUUUCCCAGCGGUGUAGCCGUGACCAGUGAGGGGGACAUCGUUGUAGCAGAUACCAUGAACAAUAGAAUCCAGAUUUUUACGAAAGACGGAAAGUUCAUUAAGAAGUUUGGUAAAGAAACGAUGGAAGGAGAGCGCCUCUAUCAGCCAUACGGAGUAGCUGUCGACAACCAAGGUCGUAUCUUCGUCGUAGACCGCGGCAAAGCUCGAGUGGUAGUUUUCAACGAGAAAGGUCAAGUUCUAUUCACGUUUGGUAGCCUUGGCGAUGGAAGAGGACAAUUCAACUGCCCUUCAGCUGUGGCAGUAAACAGUAAAGGCCACGUGAUCAUCACUGACUUCGGAAACGACCGGGUGCAGGUUUUCGGCUCGAAAGGCCAGUUUCUAUUCAAGUUCGGAAAGAGCGGGAAAGCCGACGGCGAACUUAACUGGCCAACUGGAGUAGUUACGGAUGCCGACGAUCACAUCAUCGUAAGCGACUCGUAUAAUCAUCGUAUUCAAAUUUUCAACGAGGACGGUUCGUUUAUGACCCGAUUCGGAAGCGAAGGGAGUAAGAGAGGGCAGUUCAAGAGACCAGAAGGAGUGGCUGUUACGAAACAGGGAAACAUCGUUGUUGCUGAUUGGGGUAAUGACAGAAUACAGGUGUUUUGAAGCUUUGGUCCACAGUAAUGCUGUAUUUCGUAGUUUUGAAUCGAACUUUGACUUAAGGUAAAUUGACCGUCUGAAAAAUAAGCAUAUUUGUUACCUCGGCAUGCAAACGAACUCAUCAGGCGCUGGAAAACACAAGUGAAAUUUGCAAGUAGUUGUUCUUUUGUUUCUGGUUGUUUUAGAGGAUGAAACGAGUUUUUUGUUUGUAUCAAUAAAAGAGCGUAGCUAGGUAAAACCAAUUCAAUAUUAACCUAACAAGUGGUAUAAAUAACGAAGGACAGUUUGUUUUUCUUUCUUGUAAGUGUAACUCGUCAUCACUUCUUGCAUCGAUGCGAACAACUGGAAACAGAGCAAAAAGUAACGAUUACUUUGAAAACCUUUCGUGGUUUGAGUGAAGUGGAUAUUGUAGAGUCUUUUGUGAGAGCCAUACUAGAUAAUUUUUGAGUGAUAGAUCAUUAUGACUGCACAGCGAAAACAAAUGAACACCUUUUUUAACAGCCGGAACCAUCUUAUCGGUAGUGAAACAAUAA
This is a messenger RNA of Pocillopora verrucosa, 2897 nucleotides long. RefSeq names its product E3 ubiquitin-protein ligase TRIM71. The record is from RefSeq and is a predicted model, not a curated record. Gene Ontology annotation, biological process: negative regulation of translation; protein polyubiquitination; proteasome-mediated ubiquitin-dependent protein catabolic process. NCBI's taxonomy places the organism in Eukaryota, Metazoa, Cnidaria, Anthozoa, Scleractinia, Pocilloporidae. Gene Ontology annotation, molecular function: ubiquitin protein ligase activity; protein binding; translation repressor activity.